UCUUAAGUCAUCUGAAAUACUGUCCCUGUGAGUUCUUUAAGUCCCCAACCUGUACAUAAGAGAGAGGGGGAGAGACAGAGAGCAAGGGAUCAGGUAAAGCGCGGGGGCUGCUGCAGCUAUUCAGACUCAGGAGCUGGAUUUCACUGGGACUUCAGGUCUAUACAAUUUCACUGCUCCAAAAUGGCUCUUUUUUCACACAGAAGGAAAAUUGUCCAGGAUGCAGAAGGAAAUGAUGGCCAAAGACGAAGCUGUGCAUUUCAGCAUGAGUUUGAAGAGAACCCCUUCUUUUCCCCUCUCUGUGCAGCCUGUGGUUUCUCGAGAGAAAGUUCCCCAAAGACACCCCUUCCCAGAAGCCCUCCGGGGGCCUUUUUCCCAGUUUCGGUAUGAACCUCCCCCAGGAGUCCUGGACAGCUUCCCCGGGGUCUUUGAAGGAGGCCGCUCUCGGAAACGGAAGAGCGUGCCCACCAAGAUGCCUUAUAACCAUCCGGCAGAGGAGGCCGCUCUGGCCCUCCAGGCCACGGCCGCCGAGGAGAGCAAACCCCGUGGCCCGUCCAGCCUCCACGUGCUCUUCCCACAGCCCCAGCGCCCCAAGUUCGAUUCUCAGAUGAUCGACCUGUGCAACGUGGGCUUCCAGUUCUGCCGCACCCUGGAACACCUGGGUGGCAAAGCCUUGGUCAAGCAGGAGCCCGUGAAGCCCAGCACCCUGUGGUCCCAGCCCACACCGCCACCAUUUUUGCCCGCGUCAUACGCCUACUACCCCAAAGUGCCACCGGGCCUCCUGUUCCCCUUCUUCAUGCCCUCUUCAUCCUCCUCCCCGUUCCCCUUCAGCCGCCAUACCUUCCUGCCCAAGGCAUCUCCCGAGCCACAGGCGCCAAGGAAGAGCGAAGCCAUGGCUGAGAGCGAGGAAGCCAAGCAGAAAGUGGAGCGUGUGGACGUCAACGUACAGAUCGACGACAGCUACUACGUGGACGUGGGCGGCACGCAGAAGCGCUGGCAGUGCCCCACCUGCGACAAGUCCUACACCUCCAAGUACAACCUGGUCACCCACAUCCUGGGCCACAGCGGCAUCAAACCGCACGCCUGCACACGCUGCGGGAAGCUCUUCAAGCAGCUCAGCCACCUGCACACCCACAUGCUGACCCACCAGGGCACGCGGCCUCACAAGUGCCAGGUGUGCCACAAGGCCUUCACCCAGACCAGCCAUCUGAAACGACACAUGAUGCAGCACAGUGAAGUGAAGCCGCACAACUGCCGCGUGUGUGGCCGGGGCUUUGCCUACCCCAGUGAACUCAAGGCCCACGAGACCAAACAUGCCAGUGGGAGGGAGAACAUCUGUGUGGAGUGUGGCCUCGACUUCCCCACCCUGGCCCAGCUGAAGAGGCACCUCACCACGCACCGGGGUCCCGUUCAGUACAACUGCUCCGAAUGUGACAAGACCUUCCAGUACCCAAGCCAACUGCAGAACCACAUGAUGAAGCACAAGGACAUCAGACCCUACAUCUGCUCUGAGUGUGGCAUGGAGUUCGUGCAGCCUCACCACCUCAAGCAGCACUCCCUCACCCACAAGGGUGUAAAGGAGCACAAAUGUGGGAUUUGUGGGCGGGAGUUCACCCUGCUGGCCAAUAUGAAGAGACAUGUAUUGAUUCACACCAACAUCCGUGCCUACCAGUGUCACCUCUGCUAUAAGAGUUUUGUGCAGAAACAGACCCUCAAGGCACAUAUGAUUGUCCACUCAGAUGUGAAGCCUUUCAAAUGUAAGCUGUGUGGGAAAGAAUUUAACCGAAUGCACAAUCUAAUGGGCCACAUGCACCUGCAUUCUGACAGCAAACCCUUCAAGUGCCUCUACUGUCCAAGCAAGUUCACUCUGAAGGGGAACCUGACACGUCACAUGAAAGUCAAGCAUGGGAUUAUGGAGCGAGGCCUUCAUUCUCAAGGUUUGGGGAGGGGGAGAAUUGCCCUAGUGCAAACUUCAGGGGUCCUGAGGAGUUUGGAACAGGAAGAGCCCUUUGAUCUGUCCCAGAAGCACCAGGGGAAGAGACCAGCAUUCCAGUCAGAUGGGGAGAGUGCUAAGGGCAGCUCCUUCAAUGAGGAGGAAGAAGAGGUGGAUGACAACUGUUAUGAGGCAGAGAAUGACAGCCAAGACCUGGCCCAUCAGAGCACACAACCUUGCACACCCCAGGAUCUACUCACCAAGCCUGCACAGGGCCCCGAAGCAGAUAGGGACACCAGUAAGGAGGAGAAAAAGGACAACCUGAAAGGAGAAGGUCGGAAAGAGAUCAAGGACAAUGUUGGGCCAGAAAUCGGCCAGGAAAGAGAGUUUGCACGCAGGGAGGAGUGUCUCAGCCUCAGGCCUCUACAAAGCACUAGGAGGGGUCUCUCCUUCCCUGAUUAUUUGUACUUCAAGCACAGAGAUGAGAGUUUAAAAGAAUUACUGGAGAGGAAAAUGGAAAAACAAGCAGUGCUUUUAGGCAUCUAAGUGAAUAGUUUUAAAAUUUCAUUUGGAAACUGAGAACUAGGUAGUUCAAAUAUAGCUUUCUACAUGAGUUGUCACUUGCUGGAGAUGAAUAAAUGGUGCCCACUUUUACAAAUGGCUUAGACUAAAGAGGCAGGGACUAACUGAAGUAAUGCAAAUGUUUCUCAGGUCUCUCAUUGGGGCCUUGAUUUUUAACACAUGUGCAGGAUCUUAUUCAGUAUUACUUCAUAUAUUUCUAACAUAGUUAACUGUACAUAUAUUUCUAGGUAUCUUUUUGUAAAAUGAUGCAGAGGUGCUCCUAGAAAUUCUAUUUUAUCUUGACUAAAAUACAGCACAUGGUAAAUUUCUUUCUAGCUGCAAAAAUAUGGUGCUUGACAUUUUGCCUUACUAACUGAAUUUGUGAGUUGUAGUGUUUUUCAAGUAGAUGAGAAUACUAGUAGUUGUACAUAUAGAGUUGCCUUUAUUACAUUGUCAAUUCCAGAAAUGACACAAGAGAGUGUGCUAUUGAAGAGGAUAUUUUCAAGUAGUCACUGUAGAUAUAAAACAAAAUUUUAAGAGAAUACAAUUAUUUUUCAGUAAGGUGAAAUCAGUAAUACUUGGACCCCUGCCUGGGUUUGUUUGGUUCAUCUUUAGCUGCCUUCAUAAAACAUGACAUCAUGGAUAUAUUUUUAGAUUGCCCAAUAGUGUUGAGAGCCUUCAGGCUUACCCCCUGGCUUCAUGAACAGAAAAUCUUCCUGGAAUCUUAUUCCAAGGCUUUAUCCAAAAAAAAAAAAAAAAAAAAAUCCAAGAGAGUUGUCACCAGUCAGUGAGCACUGAGCUUUACCUCAGUGUUGGAGAAAGAUGAGGAAGGAAUUCUUCCUAAAACCUAAUCUCUUAUGUAUUAAAGUAUUACAACAGCCUUUGGCUAACCCUUACAGUAGUAUUCUCAGUGAUACCUGUACUUUAGAAUCAACUUGAGCACCUUUGUAAAAAAGAUUAAUGCUAGGGCCUCACCCUCUGAGACCUGAUUUAUAUUAUUUAGAAGUGAAACCCCAGCAUUCGUAUUUUCCAAAUUGCUCCAGAUGAUAUUCUUAUGUGCACUUUGAGUUGAAAAAGCAUGACUGAACUAAAAUAAUGAUCCCAGGUCAACUCUUCCCCCUGAGCUCCACAAAUAUUACUAUUCUUUGCUUUACAUUAAUAUAGAGAACAGAAGAUCUAUAAAUCAGAAUGUAAUUUAGGUCUUCUUACUUGUACUGUAAGAGUCUCACAAGGGGAAAUAUACACUGUAUAAACAUAUAUUUUGUUCUAGAAAUGAUGCCAGUGAUGUUUGUGGUCACUUGCUAUGUUUAAAAAUGCUUAAUAUUUCUAGAUGCUUGAGUCAUGAAUCCAGUGAGUGGUGAUGGCUGCAUUGGGUUGAGCCCAGCGGGUAGCCUUUCCUUAGGCACUGGCACCAAAGAAAGGAGUACUGAGGGAUGUUACAUCCCAGUGUAACCAGAAGCAGGGAUCCUCUGACACUGUGUCUGUAUUUAUGUAAAAACUCAUUCUUGGUUCAUAGUUUCAGUUCGAAUUUGUAGUGUUAGGUACUGUUUAUUACUAUGCUUCCUCUCCUGCCAAAGGUCCUGGUUCAUUUAUUGAGAAGUUUUGUUCCAUCUCUGAUAGCUGGGUGCUGGCUUUUUUUUUUCCUGUGGACCAGGGUGCUUCACUCUCAGCCUCAUAUAAUCCUCUAAUUCAUUCAGUGUACUUCCUUAAAUCCCUGAUGCAUUUCUCCUCCCAUCUUGCCUAAAACUCCCUCCUUUAUUCUUAUUGCCACUGCUAAGUGCCACAGCUGCUUAUAUUUCUGACCGCCAAGUCAUGGCCUGAGCUUACAGCACCUUCAGAAGGCAUGGUGUGGGUAAUAGGAGUUUCUGCAGUUAAAAGCACAACACUGGACAGAGAACCUGUUUCAGAUACUCAGAGGGAUAGCUUGCCUUCCAUUCAUUAUUAAUGUCACUCAUCAAUGCCUCUUAUAAAAUUGUCUGGAAAACCAGGGUCAUGUGCUUCUAGCUAUUAUACUUUCAGUUCCAUAUUCAUUCUUUCAACAGACAUGUGUUGAAGACCUAAUAGAAGGCCUGCAGACUUCAAGUUUAUUCUGGGUAUGACCUGUUAGAGUCAGAACCAGGGAAUCCAGAAUAAGCUGACUCCUAGACUUUUCCAAACAAAGUAGGUCAUGUAGGAAUGUCUGUGGAGCCAAUCAAUGUUGAGAUGAAGAGAGUAUGGUCUAGAACAGUGACAUUCCAAUUGUCUUCUGAGAAGCUAAAGGUACCUUUUAGGAUCUUCCAUAGUUGGUAGGGGAGAAGGAGAAACUUUUAGCCCUCAUGCUCACACCAUUCAAAACAGAUCAAGUUUUAUUUCUUUUAUAUGUUAACAUUCAACUAAAAUUUAAUUUGUAGGGAGGGUAAAAAGUUUAUAAAGAGUGAUAACAUUUGCUAAGAGUGUUCAAAGCCUGUUAUUAGGUCUUGUCUCUGGAUAUGUUUCUUUUUUUAAUUUAUUUAUUUUUAAUGACAGACACAGAAAGAUACACACAGAGAGCAACCAGAGUAUUGCUCAGUUCUGGUUUAUGGUGCUGUUGGGGAUUGAACCUGGGACAUUGGAUGGGUAUGUAUUUUAAUUAGAUCUCUAUUAAUAGUUAACAUAAUCUAACACUUUGAGAACUUGGUUAUGCACACCGAGUGACCAGCAUGCUGGUUGGCCUAGGGGCAGUUCCGCUUUACAUCUGUUGUCUCAAAAUUCAUAGUGUCAUUUUAAUUAUCUCAAGUCUUCCGAUAUGGGAGAUAAAUUAUAUUGACACCAUUUGCUUAAGUGCUGAGUUAAGGAAUGGUUAGCCAGCCUUGUCCAGUGAGCAAACUAACAAAAAUGCAAAGCUGAAGGAUUGCAAACCAGGGUCAUCCUCAGAGAAUUAAGAUAUAAAACCAUCCAAGGUUGUCACACUGCUAAAGCCAGGAGAGCAUGACAUUUUAAAAAAUCUUUAUUUAUAAAAUGGAAACACUGAUAAGACCAUAGGAUAAGAGGGAUACAAUUCCACACAGUUCCCACCACCAGAGGUCCAUAUAUCAUUCCCUACCCUGAUAGCAUGACAUUUAUCAGACUGUGACACUUUGAAAAUAAGUCACUACAAAAUGCUUUCCAGGCUUUUGACCACUGUCACCAGCCAACAAACCUUAACUGUCAUAUUUUUCUUUUAUUGAGACUAUAACUAUACUCUUCUCUUUGUCUUUCAAUUCCUCUUUCAUUCUCUCUUUAAAAAAAAAAUUGACUUCCAAUUGGCCAUGAGACUGAGGCUGACCAUUCAUAACUCUACCAGAGUAGCUGAUAUAUUUGUAUAUGAGUAGUUGCAUGAGAAAACCCAAUGUGCAUACUGUAUUUAUUAAGCUGCUAAGGCAUUUAAUAAAUAUUAACAUCAUGUUUUGAA
Erinaceus europaeus (western European hedgehog) is the source of this 5900-nucleotide messenger RNA. RefSeq names its product zinc finger protein 366 (gene ZNF366). The record is from RefSeq and is a predicted model, not a curated record. The coding region runs from base 218 to 2476 and encodes 752 amino acids. Gene Ontology annotation, molecular function: RNA polymerase II cis-regulatory region sequence-specific DNA binding; DNA-binding transcription factor activity. Lineage: Eukaryota; Metazoa; Chordata; Mammalia; Eulipotyphla; Erinaceidae. Gene Ontology annotation, biological process: regulation of transcription by RNA polymerase II. The transcript is spliced from 6 exons.